This is a messenger RNA of Humulus lupulus (European hop), 786 nucleotides long. RefSeq names its product G-type lectin S-receptor-like serine/threonine-protein kinase RLK1. The record is from RefSeq and is a predicted model, not a curated record. NCBI's taxonomy places the organism in Eukaryota, Viridiplantae, Streptophyta, Magnoliopsida, Rosales, Cannabaceae. The coding region runs from base 51 to 677 and encodes 208 amino acids. Gene Ontology annotation, biological process: protein phosphorylation. Gene Ontology annotation, molecular function: ATP binding; protein kinase activity. The transcript has a single exon.
UGAUUCUAGUUACAUUGGGGAUAUUAAGUGCCUCUGUAUGUGUUAACUUUAUGUUUCUUGGUGCAAUUUGUAUGGGAUUUUUCUUCAUUCACAAGAAGAAGAAUGAAAGGUCUCAUUAUCCACAAGAAGUUCCUGAAUCAAAUUUGCGUUGCUUUAGCUACAAGGAACUUGAAGAAGCCACAGAUGGUUUCAAAGAUGAACUGGGACGUGGAGCUUUUGGCAUUGUUUACAAAGGCUUCCUGAUACAAACUAAUGCUAGCACUGCCGUGGCUGUGAAGAAAUUGAGUACAGUACUAAGAGAUGGUGAAAGAGAAUUCAAGGCAGAAUUGAAAUCCAUUGGCCAAACACAUCACAAGAAUCUUGUUCACCUACUUGGAUACUGUGAUGAUGGACAAAAUCGUUUGUUGGUAUACGAGUUCUUGUGCAAUGGGACUCUAGCAAACUUUUUGUUUGGUGACAUAAAGCCUAGUUGGAACCAAAGAUGUGAACUUGCUUUAGGAAUUGCAAAAGGGCUCUUAUAUUUACACGAGGAGUGCUAUAGUCAGAUCAUCCAUUGUGAUAUAAAGCCUCAGAACAUACUUCUGGAUGAGUACAUCAAUGCAAAAAUGCAAAAUGAAAAACAUACCUCAUGUUCAAGAUAUGUUCAAGAUAUGUUUUGGUAUGUUUUCAAGUUCUAAACUUUGAAAAUGUGUAUGUAAACUUCUAAAACGUGUAGAUAUCAAAAAAAUACCAAAAAAAAAAAAAAAUCACAAAAAACGGACACCCGAGUGAAAAUUAUGUCUCUUA